UUACUUUUAUUCAACGUUACCACUUAUUUCAUUAUUCCACUCUUUUUAAUUUAUUUUCCCUCUCAUUUCUCUCUCUCUCAAUCUCCGAGAUUGUUCUUUCUCUUGUUUGAUGAAAAUUGCGUGAACCUGAAGUCUGGUAUAUUAGUGGGGUUUUGGGUUUGAAGAAACUAGAGUUAUUAUAACUUGUGAAACCUAGUUCUUGUUUGUUUUUAUCAUUAAAAUCUCUCUAUCUCUAAAUGGGAAAGAAAGACCAAAAAGUGAAUAUUAACACUAGAGUGGAAACUGUUCUCCAACUUCUCAAGAAACAAGCACCUCUAACAGUAAAACAGGAGAAGUUUUGUAAUGAGGCAUGUGUUGAGAGGUUUUUGAAAUCCAAAGGAGAAAAUGUUAAGAAGGCUGUCAAGCAACUAAGAACUUGUCUUUCAUGGAGAGAUAGUAUAGGCACUGAGAACUUGAUAGCAGAUGAGUUUUCAGCUGAGCUUGCCGAAGGAGUUGCUUAUGUUGCUGGUCAUGAUGAAGAAUCUAGGCCUGUUUUGAUUUUCCGGAUCAAGCAAGACUACCAGAAGUUUCACUCCCAGAAACUGUUUAUUCGUUUACUGGUUUUCACACUGGAAGUGGCCAUUGGGACCAUGCCAAAGAACGUGGAACAAUUUGUUCUCCUUUUCGAUGCAAGCUUUUUCAGGUCAGCAUCGGCUUUUAUGAACUUGUUACUAGCAGCACUGAAAAUUGUGGCCGAGUACUACCCAGGACGCCUUUAUAAGUCUUUUGUCAUAGACCCUCCUUCUCUCUUCUCCUACCUUUGGAAGGGUGUGAGACCGUUUGUGGAGUUAUCAACGGUGACGACGGUGGUAUCCUCGUUGGACUUCGAGGAAUCGUUGGAUUUCAACGACUUCACGGCCUACCCGCGAGCCUCGUCCCUCCGAUUCGACACGUCAUCAUCGUCGUCUUCGAUCAAAACGACAUCCAAAGUCGGGGCGUGCGCUUCGUCCCGAUUCGCCUUCACCGUCUCCCACCACUUUGACUCUCUCAAACCCUGGUACCUCAGCCUGACCGACACGUCAAUAUCUAAAGUGGGCCCAACCCACGGCCCAACACCACUAGGCCCAGCUCUCAUCUCACCACUCAACGCUCGCUCCUUCUCUUUCGCUUCACCCGGUGCAAGAACUCCACUCGGCAGCAUCUACGAGUACGGCGGCGGCUCCGCCAGAGCCAACCGGAAGAGUCUCUUCCCUUCCACGCCGCUUCCACGGCGGAGCUCGUGUAUCGGUACCAUAGACCCGACCCGGACCCCGAACGCUAGGACCUCGAGGCCGACGUUUCUACAAUCGCCGGCGUUGUUCUUCAGAAAGGAGUGCCACGUCAGCAAGACGGAAAGGUCUCGGGAGUCGUUCGUUCCUUUUUUGAAGUUUUACAGGAGGCCGUACGAUGAGAUGGUGUACAGGUCAAAGAUGAGGCCCCCACUUGGUGGACUAAUCUCCAUCGUAUCACCACAUCUACGAAGGCGCCACGUGUCCGUAUCUCAACGGUUCUAAUUGUAAUUCUCUUAUACAAUGAAAAAGAAAGAAAGAAAAAAAAAAUUGAGAAUGAGUGAGUGAGAAUAUUGAGGAAAAAAAAAAUUAAAAUAGUACAUAUAUUAUUAUGAAAUUAAAGUUGUUGACAUGACAUUACCGCAAAUAAUUGUUUAAUUAUUUUUGCUCAGUUCAA
Cannabis sativa is the source of this 1704-nucleotide messenger RNA. RefSeq lists its product as uncharacterized. The coding region runs from base 237 to 1532 and encodes 431 amino acids. Lineage: Eukaryota; Viridiplantae; Streptophyta; Magnoliopsida; Rosales; Cannabaceae. The record is from RefSeq and is a predicted model, not a curated record. The transcript is spliced from 7 exons.